Harpia harpyja (harpy eagle) is the source of this 2522-nucleotide messenger RNA. It is a transcript of the gene NCDN, whose product is annotated as neurochondrin. The coding region runs from base 103 to 2223 and encodes 706 amino acids. Gene Ontology annotation, biological process: regulation of neuronal synaptic plasticity; neuron projection development. Gene Ontology annotation, cellular component: dendrite. Lineage: Eukaryota; Metazoa; Chordata; Aves; Accipitriformes; Accipitridae. The record is from RefSeq and is a predicted model, not a curated record. The transcript is spliced from 6 exons.
UUGAGGCGCCACCCCGGGCGGAACAGCGGUGAGGGGAAGGGGGCUGAGAGAACCCGGGGUGGGUGUCGGGGGGGUCUGUCCGCCAAACCGACCCGCCCAGCCAUGGCCUCGGACUCCGGAGACAAAAACCCGACGCUGAAGAGGUGCCUCGCCGUCCUCAGAGAGGCGAGAAACGACAGCGAGCAGUUCGCAGCUCUGCUCCUGGUGACCAAAGCGGUCAGAGCCGGAGAAGUAGACGCCAAGACCCGUCGCCAGAUCUUUGACGCAAUUGGAUUCACGUUUCCGAAUCGCCUGCUCACCUCCAGGCAGACCCCGGUGGGCUGCCCCGAGCACACCUUCCAGGCGCUGGGCCUUACUCUGUUGGCAUGUUUCUGCACCGAUCCAGAGUUAGCUGGUCACUCCCAGAUCUUGAACAAAAUCCCAACCUUCAAUGAUAUCCUGGUUUCCCCCUGCAAUCCAGACAGCACGUCCAUGAUCGAUGAUGUAUACCAGUGCCUGAGUGCUGUCAUGGCCACUGUCAGGGGUUCCAGAGAGUUGGUGACCAAAGGGACGGUGUCUGCCCUGUGCCAGGCCUACGUGAAUUGCAGUUACGGCUCUGACCGUGCCUUGACGCUGCUCUUGGGGCUGUUGGCCAUAGCAGAGGCGAAGUGCUGGCAGAGAGACGCUCCACACCUCCUGGCCGUGCUGAGCAAGCUCUCUGAUGAUUUUCUCAAGGCUGAAGACAUGACCAAAUUUGAGUUGUGUGAGGUUCUGCCUCGCUUCAUCCCCCUGUCGCCACCACUCACACAGGACUCACAGGGCUCUGAGUGCCUCCAUAAACUUUACAAAGGGCUGGCAAACAUCUUGGGCAGUAAACUCAGCCAGUCGCAGCGGGACCCUGCUCUGAAGCUUGCUGCCUGCCUCGUGCAGGCCUGUGGGUCAGAGUGGAUCCCAGCAGGGAGUGCUGGAAGUAAGUUCCUGGCCUUGCUGGUGAACUUGGCUUGUGUGGAGGUCCGCCUGACCCUAGAGGAGCCAGACCCCUUGGAGGUGGAGGGGAAGAAAGAAGUGGUAACAGCCUGCUAUGUCCUUAUUGAGAUGGGGAUCCAGGAGUGCCUGAGAGAAGAGAAACCGCUGCUAGAAGAGGUGCAGAAAAUGCAGCUCAUGAGGAUCAUGGAGGAGGCAUUUGGAGCUGUAAUAUUCUACUUGAGACAGGUUAAACAGGAGGAGCUACAAGAUCCUUUCAUAUUUGCUUCUGUUCGAAUCCUUGGAGCCUGGAUGGCAGAAGAGACAUCCUCCCUCAAGCAGGAAAUCUGUGAGCUUUUGCCUUUCCUUGUUCAUUAUGCCAAGAAGCUUUUCAAAGAGGGUAGCCCAGCUGCAAGUCUUCCCCAGCCAGAGCUGGUCAGCACCGAGGGCUCUGGCGUACCCCAGGAUGCCCUGAGAUUUCUGCUACCUGGCUUUUGCCAUUUAACAGCAGAGGACAGGCCCCGGGACAUCCUCAUCUCAGAAGGGGUACCAGCACUGCUGUCUGAGUACUUCCUCUAUCAGUGGGAGGUGCUGACCUCCAAGCCUGGGUCCCUGACUCUGCUGACAAACACUGAAAUGAGUCUACAGACUGCGUGUGGGAUUUUCCUUAACCUGGUCGUGACUGCGCCGGACCUCAUCAGGCGAGACAAAACCUUUUCGUCCUUGAUGGACAUGUUGCUGAAAUCUCUUCCGCUUCUGCUGCCCCAGAAAGAUCACCUGGUUCUAGCAGCCAACAUUGCCACUCUGGGCCUGAUGAUGGCCAGGAUCCUUGCAAGUUCGGCAGCUCUUCAGGGGACGCAGUCUGCCAAGGAGUUUUUCGGAGCUGCCAUUUGCUUCCUAUCACAGGCCCACACUGCCCAAGCAAACCCUGGUAGGGACGGCUUGGCCGCGGCCGUGUCACCUGCCUACGCGAGUGCCUGGGCUGACAUCAGUGAGCUCUGGUUCUUGGGGAUGCAGGCCUUGGCCGGCUGCGUGCCGCUUUUUCCCUGGCUGCCGCAAGCUGUCCUCCAGGCACGGUGGCUGGAAGGCCUCUCGGAGUUACUGGCUCAUGUCGCUCCGGCCUCGGUGGAUUUUGAGCUCAUUGCUGCUUUCCAGGGCGUGUUAGUAGAGCUGGCCAGAGCCAGCAAGCCAUGCAGGGACGUGAUCCUGUCACACCACGGCAGGGAGUGGGCCAACCUUUAUGGUAUGGCAGCUUUGGAACAGUGUCUGUCGGAGCAGUGAAGAGCUAGCGGCACCCUGAUGUGGGAAAUGAAGCCAGACUCCUGCACAAGAUCUGUUCAACGUUUCUCACGCACCCUUUGGUCCCAGGUGGGGACAAAAAGCAUUUGAAUGACCAAACUUUAUAAAACUGGAGUGAUGCAGCAGAGCUCAGUGGGAUUUGCACUGUCCACAACCUGAUGUGCGGAACUGUUGCUGCCUCAGAACAUUUCAACAUGCACCUGCUUGACCUUCUGUCAGUAUUUCUUUUUAAAACCAGACUGUUUUAUUAUUAAAGACGUUUUAUGUUGCUUUGUUUUUCA